Molecule: messenger RNA, 2505 nt
Organism: Aspergillus steynii IBT 23096
Lineage: Eukaryota; Fungi; Ascomycota; Eurotiomycetes; Eurotiales; Aspergillaceae
Product: RMD1 family protein
Exons: 4
Coding region: 307-2325 (672 amino acids)
Source: RefSeq, a predicted model, not a curated record
CGAGAAUCGCUGUCUCGACGCGGUCUGGUGAUCUCUGAAGUAUCUGCAUUGUGGAAAGUAUGGUGGAUUGAUUGAUACUGCCUGUGCUGGAUUUUGUGGGUCUGGGUGUUGCUAUCUUUGCAAUCGCGAUUCUCAAGCGACCGAUCGACCGACCGACCGGUGAUUUCAAUUGCGUUUGUGAGACGUUUUUAUUUCUACUCCCAGCAUUGGUGUCACUUCUGAAGACGCCUCUUUUUUUUGUCUCUCGGGCAUUUUCUUUUUUGCUAGAGAAGUUGGAUCCUUCGUGGUUUAUUACAGUGAUCUAUCAUGGCCCCCGCAAGAGGACGGACUCCGGGCCAGAGAAGUCCUCAUGUACUGGUAACCGACUCGCGCGAUCAAAUAUCUUCCGCUCAGUCCCGACGUCGUCGUUCUCCGUCUACCCGAUUCAUCACAGUCGACAACGUCCUUCAAUAUACCUCUGACGUUCCCUCCAUGCAGCAACGUCAUCCCGCCCAAAGUGCGAGGGUGCGCCCAAGAUCUCGUCUGGCAUCCGCAGCGGGUGGAUUAAUCGGUGCAGGAGGCAGCGCGAACCCAUCCGCUGGCGGUGCCAGCGCCUCAGGCAGCGCAGCCUCCAUAGGGCGUCUUGCGGCCCAGUCGCGUCUCCCUCCUCGGACGACCAAAGUGAGCGAGAAGCUGGUUCUUUUGCCGGAGGCGGAGGGAGUCGACGAACGGUCGCCGGACGAAGAUGAAGAUGAGGAAGAGGCGGUGGACGAGGAACUCGUGCAGAGACUGGCCAGCGAGAAAAACGUCGAUCCGGAGUCAAUAAGACGGCGGCUUCUGGCGCAGAGGAGGCUGGGUGGAGAUUUUGGCGAGGAUAAUGAUAUUGCACCCCUGCUGGCAGAGGAAGAACUGUCGCGGCGUCGAAAGGUGGCGCCCGAGAAGGCGAAAAGCUAUGCGGAGCGUUUGCCCAAGGCGCGGCGCGCCGAGAAGCUGUCCCGUGUGACUGCGUACUGCACGGCGCAGGCCUACAAGAUGAGCUCGCUGGCGUCGUUUGUGAAGGAUAAACAUGGUGGGCGAACGAAGCUGUACGAUGACUGUCUGUACACGGCAUAUCAUCUCCCAUUGUUGCAGGGAACCGAAGGCUACAGGCUGAGAAGUAGUCCAAUGGUUAAAAGACCCGGUGGGAAAUCAUUCCUCGACGAGGAAAUCGAGCGAAACGAACUGCGUGAUCACCAUGACUAUAUGGUCGAAGCGGAGGAGCAUUCGGUCAUCGGCCGGGGAGAGCAUGGCUCGCCGCGACACCUCGACGGCGAGAAUCAGCAAGACGAGGGUUUGAUGCAUCAUGAUGUGGAGCAUGAGGAAGGUUCUCAUAUGGAUCCAGGAAGCGGAUCCCAUAACUCCAAUGCCACCCUUCACGAGCGUGCCAAUCAUGAGCUGCCUCCUGGUAUUUCCACGCCGGCGAGUCUGCCAUACAACGUGGCCGAGAUGUUCGUGUUCAGCUACGGAGUGGUUGUCUUUUGGAAUUUCACCGAGAGGCAGGAGAAAGACCUCCUUGCCGACUUGGCUUUCGCGACGUCGUCCGCCACCGGCACACCCAUUGCGCUGGCCACGAUGCCUUUGCUGGAGGAAGAUUUCGAAACGGAGGAGUUCCACUUUGAAUAUUCCACCGAGAUCACUCGGCCCCGCGUGUACAACGACAUGAUCACUCUGCGAAGUGGCGACCACAUGAUUAAGCUGGCUAUCAGUCAUGGCAUCGCCCAGAGCACCAAGCUCUGCUUCUUCGAAGAAGUCAUGGCCCGCCAGAUGGCGGAGGCCAAGGACAUUCCGCGCAGACUAGCCAUGACGGGUCAACUUGGCAUGAAGCGAGAGGAGGUCUUCAGGAUCCUGGGGAGACUUUUCAAGAGUCGAGUAGAGGUCAACCUUUCCUCCAACAUGCUCGACGUUCCCAAUUUCUUCUGGGAGAGCGAACCCACGCUGUACCCUCUCUAUAUCGCGGUCCGCGAAUACCUCGAAAUCAAGCCGCGCAUCCAAGUGCUCAACGAACGCUGCCGCGUCUUCCUCGACCUUGCCGAGAUCCUGUCCGACUCCAUCGCUGACAACAAGACCUCUCACCAAACAUGGAUCAUCAUCGUCCUCAUCCUCAUCUCCAUCAUCGUCACCACUUCCGAAGUCUUCCUGCGCUUCGGUCUUCUCUCCGCCGAAAAGGGGACCACGGCUGGUACUGUCGCCGCCUCUCUCUUCUCGCGAUCCUCGCCUUCCCUCCCUCCACUUCCGGCCUGCUCGUGUCCUCUGCUCCCUGGUUCUGAUGCCGUAGCGGGGGCGGGGCUUAAUGUUACGGGAAUUUGAUUCGCCUUCUUCCUCUUCGUGUUUCUAUUACUAGCUUGCUUUUUGUUUUUCUUUGAUGGCUUUGGGGGUUAGGUCUGUCUGGAGUGUUUGUGCUCUUCUCUCUUUUUCUUAAUGGGAGUCUGCGCCAGGAGCUGUGUUGUAUAUACUUCCGCACAACCCGAUACUUAAUACAUAACUCGG